This is a messenger RNA of Paramormyrops kingsleyae, 2924 nucleotides long. Its product is annotated as RNA-binding protein MEX3B-like. The record is from RefSeq and is a predicted model, not a curated record. Gene Ontology annotation, molecular function: RNA binding. Lineage: Eukaryota; Metazoa; Chordata; Actinopteri; Osteoglossiformes; Mormyridae.
UGUCUGCAGCAAAUCAGACAGAGAGAGGAAAGACCGGAGAGAGGCGGGGAGGGGCCGCUCGGAGGGACACAGCCGCUGCCGGCAUUCCUGCGAUCCGCAACUUCGGAGUGUCCGUCUUCACCGUCCCGUCUGCGCCCUGGGAGGUGGCUGCCGUCUAUGCCUCCCGGACUGCAUUGAUCGCUGCCUGCUCGGAGGGGAGAAGCGCUCGUCCUGCACCGCUGGCCCGAAUCCGCUUCCCCGUCCUCCCGUACUGACCCUACCCUCCUUCCUCGGUUCUCCCCCCUCCCUCCCUUUGUUUGAUCUUCCUGGUCCCCGAGACUGCAAACGCAUCGAAGAUGCCCAGUUCGCUGUUCGCCGACAUGGAGAGGAACGGGAGCAACCAGGGAGACACCCUGGACGACCAAAGAGCCCUGCAGAUAGCACUGGACCAGCUCUCACUGCUCGACCUGGACAACGAUGACAGCUCCAUGUACGACAACGAGCCGAGGAAAAAGAGCGUGAACAUGACCGAGUGCGUUCCGGUGCCCAGUUCGGAGCAUGUAGCCGAAAUCGUGGGGAGACAAGGCUGCAAAAUCAAAGCCCUGCGAGCAAAGACCAACACCUACAUCAAGACCCCUGUGCGUGGGGAGGAGCCGGUCUUCGUGGUGACUGGCAGAAGGGAGGACGUAGCCAUGGCCAGGCGGGAGAUCAUCUCAGCUGCAGAACACUUCUCCAUGAUCCGAGCCUCCAGGAACAAGAACGGCGGCGUCAACGGCACUGGCACCUUGCCCGGGCCUCCCAGUCUGCCGGGCCAAACCACCAUCCAGGUGCGGGUGCCCUACCGGGUGGUGGGCCUGGUAGUUGGACCCAAGGGGGCCACCAUCAAGCGCAUCCAGCAGCAGACGCAUACCUACAUUGUGACGCCGAGCCGUGACAAGGAGCCAGUCUUCGAGGUGACGGGCAUGCCCGAGAAUGUGGACCGGGCGCGGGAGGAGAUCGAGGCCCACAUCGCCGUCCGCACCGGCGGUCUCGUUGAGCUGGCCGACGACAAUGACUUCCACGCCAACGGCACCGAUGUGGGCUUCGAGUUGCAGGGCCAUGCCGGCCUCUGGGGGCGCCCUUCCGCCACACGCAAGCCCUUCUCCAGCUACCGCAACGACAGCUCCAGUUCCCUGGGCAGCGCAUCCACCGAUUCCUACUUUGGUACUGGCAGCGGCUCGCGGUUAGCCGACUACAGCCCCCCCAGCCCAGAGCUCAGCUACACGGCCACUACCAACGGCAACAACAACAACAACCCCUCUAUCAACAGCCAAGCCGUCAACGGCAACGGAUUUGCAUACGCCGGCGAUGUGGUCUCCCCCGACUCUGCUGCCGAGUCGCCGCCGGGCUUCGAUCCCACCCCCACCCCACCUGGUCUUGUGUGGUCACAGUACGACCGUACCAACGGGCCCUCCUCCAGCCCCACGGCAGCCAUCUUUCCCUCAGCCGGCGAUGGCGGCGUCUUGGCAAACCCUAGGCGUGCCAGUGGCGCUGCCCCCCCAACCCAACCCCAGCUGACACCACCACUGCACCCGCUGGCCCGCCGGGUACGCAGUGAUCCUGGGGGCGGCGCACUGAGCCUCCCUGGCUACGGCCCUGCCUCCGGAUCGCUGCCCAGCGUCCCGUCCGACUCAUCGGCCUCGUCGACGUCCAGCUGCUCGUCGGGCACCAGCAGGAAGGGCAGCCGGGACUGUUCAGUCUGCUUCGAGAGUGAGGUUAUCGCCGCCCUUGUGCCCUGUGGCCACAACCUCUUCUGCAUGGAAUGCGCCAACCGCAUCUGCGAGCGCAGCGAGCCCGUCUGCCCCGUGUGCCACACGGCCGUCUCUCAGGCAAUACGCAUCUUUUCCUAGGACAGACCACGUGGGCUCAGAGAAACACGCGUGCACUCCGGCACGCCUAUGUAUGUAUGUACGUAUGUAUGUAUGGAAGGCUGCAGUAUCCAAAAACAGAGCGCCCCCUAGGGGUGAGUGGUUAUCUGUAUCUUAAUGUACUGUAGCUUCGGAGAAAUAUUUUCUGACAUUAUCUACUGCAUGUUCUAAAAGCUUAGUAAUUAAUAGUUCUGGUAAGUCGUAUGCUAUACUGAAGCCAGACUGGGGGUGGCUGGGGUACUUAUGCCGUGUCAGUCUCAGACUGUUUACAUGACCGGCUGUCCAGUUUUACUGGUGGGACGUACUGGUGGGAAACGGUAUUGGGUCAUAUGUAUUCCUGCCACAGACCGUCACCGCCAUGACUGAAUGUACUGGCAGGGGUCCCCCACGGUCCCGGUGAUUUCCGGGCUUUGGCGGGAAUUAAAAUCAGGAUUAUUGAUCCGCGAGCAUUACGAUACUGCAGCUUCAGAUUAGAAUCAGGACGCCCUGCAUAUAUAUGUAUAUGAAAAAAAUCCACAAUUUUAAGGGUUUAAAUGUUAAUUACGAUAAUACAGAUUUGAAGUAUUUUAUUCUUUUUCUUGACUUGAAAGAUUAUAUUUCGUAUUGCAAAGAUGUUUACAGAUAUUUCGAUUUGAGUUCAGUGAACUUUUUUGUAGCUAGGUUUAAAAUAUCUUUUAUUUUUAGAAUGGCCUUGUGGCAACGAACACUGUAUUGUUUUAUCACACGGCUGUGGGUUCGAGCCUGAACGUGUGUGUCACAUUAAAACAGUAUUCUGUUGGGAUGGAGGUUUUAUAAGUUUAGCAAAAAAGUCUUUUAAAUCUGCCUCACCCAGCAUAUUUUUUAAUUCCGUAAUAUAAAGCAUAUUUUAUUCUAUAUUAUUACAAAACAUAAAAUGUAUAAAGUAAGUCAAACAAAAAGAACCAUUUAUGCUUUCUUACAUUUGUAUGACUCUGAUCGCGGUGGGGAAUUACAGAGUUCCGUGGCACCACUACAAGUUUUAGUAUUUCUAUUUUAAUAAAUUUGUUUACCACUUCUUUA